AUGAGCACAUGCAUGUCCCAAACACAGACACUGGGACGCGUCUAUUCGUACGCGCUACGCUCGCUGUCCGACACCAAAGACACUCUGAUUCUGGUCUGCAUCGGCCUGUUGGAGGCACUUGACCGCCUGCAAGAGCGUCUGCAUCUGCCCACGUCGAUUGUCAAAGAGCUCAAGCAUCGGCUGGCUAAGAUGGUGACGCGCUCGUCCGUAAGACUCAAGACCAAGUACCCGAGCGACCACCAGCUAGGUGACACCGUGGCCGAUAGCCAAGUUUGGGACGCUGCAAAGCCCGAAGAAGUGCGAGGUGUCGUGCACUGGGUGCUGGCAGUCACCUCAUCGCUGCAGAAACUCGUGGUCAGCGCCUCACUUGGCGUGUGUCAAGGCAUCUACGUGCUGAUCAUGAGUCUACCAGGGGUAUCAACGGCUUGCUCGCUGUUCUAUGGGUUGCUACAGGCAGUAGAGGAUACACUGAGAUUAUCCAGUGAAGAGAUCAUGGAGGCUGCGUCCGCAGAAGGUUCAGGCUCUGGAAGCGGACGCAGCCGAAGUUAUCACCAUUUACAUCACCGGCAUCAUCGCAACGCUGAGAGUUACGUGGCUGAUCCGAGCUUAACGGCGGUGGUGUUGGAGUACAAGGAGAAAGAGUGCAUGGUACCGUCCAAUAUCGAUCGGAGGAUACGACGCGUCAUGCAUUUUCAGAUCCCGCUGCAUUCGUUUGAGGCUACAGUACGAUUACCGCCUGAUAACGUGCAAACCGCGUCUUCCAGUAGAUCAACCACCGACGACAGCAUUGGUGGCAGUAAUCAAAGCCGAGCCCAGGACGAGACAACUUCAAGCUAUACUCACCUGAGUUCCGCGACGCCGCGGUCCAUUCCCGUGUCGCCUUUGGCGCGCAAGCGUGUGCAGCUGGCAUUCUCUAAUUUCUCAGACGACGUACUAUAUCAAGCACGCGAUCGACUACGACAGGAGCGUGCGGCGACGUUAACCGGUGAUCAGGGUCUCCGUGUGCCACGAUUUAAUGCACACGAUUGUCACGAAGACAUAUAUUUAUCCUGUGGCCGCCACUGUGCGUCCAAGGCUGGCACAGGCAUGUACCGCAGUGUGCGCGCUUCUGUACCGCUUCAGAAGAAUCGGUUUGUGUACUUUGAGAUGACGUUGCAGCAAGGACGGACACCAGCUCGUGGCACGAACCAGAGUUCUUCGAGGGUAGAGACGUUGUCUCAAGCAGCACGUGGGUCAUCUUCUCUGCUGGCCAAUGUAGGGAACCCAAACGACCGCGCUGGAAUUGAUGCAAGCGUCUGUAUCGGGCUGUCUACACGUCUGAUGCCUUUAAACACCCUCGUUGGAGCGUCGAAGUAUUCGAUAGGAUUCUAUUCUGCUGGUCACGUGCUCGUCGGUACGGAGAGACGGCGUUCCAUUGGAGUUGGUCGAAAGUAUGGCUUCCAGUCUACAGUUGGGGUGCUGGCCCAGGUAGUUGAUCACCAGGAGGAUGAAGCCACAGAUGCAUCGGCAUCCGAUUCUUCGUCCUCGACGGCCUCUGGCGGUGCUGGAUCAUCCAUUGGCGAAGCAUUUGUGCGCUUCACUGUCGACGGAAUUGCGCUUCGGGACAGUAAUAAUCGCGUGAUGGAGUUCACUUUACCGUUCCCUUCCAGGAGCGAGCUGUACCCGACGUUGACACUUCAUUCGCAGGACGUGCACGUAUUCAGUCAGAUGUCGGCACCCGAUAUCAGCAGCUUAAACUUACAAGAGCUGGAUUUACCCGUAGAAGCACCUGUCGAUAUCUGGUGUCUCGACGGCUUGUGCCUCGGCGUUGCGGCUUAG
Messenger RNA from Phytophthora infestans T30-4, 1818 nucleotides. RefSeq lists its product as uncharacterized. NCBI's taxonomy places the organism in Eukaryota, Oomycota, Peronosporomycetes, Peronosporales, Peronosporaceae. The transcript has 4 exons. The coding region runs from base 1 to 1818 and encodes 605 amino acids. The record is from RefSeq and is a predicted model, not a curated record.